Brenthis ino (lesser marbled fritillary) is the source of this 273-nucleotide messenger RNA. The record is from the annotation of a GenBank genome assembly. Lineage: Eukaryota; Metazoa; Arthropoda; Insecta; Lepidoptera; Nymphalidae.
AUGUUUGGAAACACGGAUCGAUCACAAAUUGUUUACGGAGCGAAAGCGGUAGAACGCGGAAGUAGUUCGUACGCGGCGUCGAAGGCGGUCGACUGGCUCGCGGCUGAUGUGAGACUCCGUACAAGCGUUUCUCCAUCGGAGGUGUCGCGAGGAGAAAGUCUCGGCCGUGGUGCGCUCGCGUCGGUGCCGUGGAGGGGACGUGACGUAGCCGCAAAAUCAACAAACACCCAUAUAUCCUCAAUACAAUUACAUGAUCAUCAUCAGACCGCAUCC